GGCUAGGCGCGCACAUGCAACUUUUUCGAAACCAAAUAGUUUGAUCGUCAGUUGCCCAAACAUCGCGCACAUAAGCAACUCCAAAAGUAAUCAACGAAAUAAACCAAUACACAGAAAACAUUUAUUCACUAUUUCUAUCUCAUAUACACGAAACAAAAUAGUUUCAAAUUUGUCCUACUCUUUUGCUUAUGAAAGAAAAGAGUAGAUAUAUUGUUGCAAUACAAAAUAAUAUAAAAUAUAUUUUUUGUUUUUUGAAAGUCAAUAAAAUAUCAAGGCAUGGAUUUUUACGAAAUGGCACUGAUAUGUGCGUUUGAAUUAAAAAGAAGGAAUAAACCUGCAAUCAAAAGGCAAUAUUGGGUUCACCCGUUGAACUCACAACGCCUUGUAAAAGGGAAAUUCCAAAAAAUUUAUCUAGACCUCCGAUCCCACCCAAGCAAGUUCUUCAAUUACUUCCGAAUGAGCAACAGAAGUUUUGAUGAACUUCUGUUUUUGAUAAGGCCUUUAAUAACUUUCAAAAAUACCAGGUGGAGGAAAGCAAUAUCUCCAGAAGAAAGACUGGCGGUUACACUGAGGUACCUUGCAACAGGAAACAGUUUCCGGUCUCUUCAUUACGAAUUUCUCAUAGGUGAAACAACCCUACGAGAAAUUAUUAAGGAUACAUGCGACAAAAUAUGGAUAUGCCUAAAAGAAAAUUACAUGCCGGAACAAACAGAAGAUACUUGGAAAGAAGUUGCUGAAAAAUUUUUAACAAGUACAAAUUUCCCCAAUUGUGUAGGAGCAAUUGACGGCAAACAUAUAAGGGUCCAAAAGCCAUCUAAAUCUGGAUCGAAGUAUAUGAAUUACAAGAAUUAUUUUUCAUUGGUUCUUAUGGCAGUUACAGACGCGGAUUACUGUUUUCUAUCCGUUGACAUUGGAUCCCAGGGGAGUGCAAGUGACUCCCACGUUUUUCAGCGAUCGAACUUUGGGAAAAAGCUAAACAAUGGUCAACUGAAUCUACCACCAGAUCAAUUGCUCCCAAAUGACAAAGGGGGAAAAUGCAUGCCAUUUGUGUUUGUAGCCGAUGAAGCUUUUGCCUUAUCAGACCACAUACAGCGUCCAUUUGGACGAAGAAAUUUGUCCACGGACAAGAAAAUAUAUAAUUAUCGUCUUACUAGAGCCCGAAGAAUGGUGGAAUGCUCCUUUGGAAUCUUAAGUAAUAAAUGGAGGAUACUACAUAGACCACUUGACGUGCAUCUCUCAUUUUGCGAUAAUAUUAUUAAAGCCUGUUGCAUCCUUCACAAUUUUGUUCGCAAAAGAGAUGGGAUAAGGUAUGAAGACACUUUGUAUGAGUGUUCGUUGACAAAACCUAAUAUAACAAAUGUACGUGGAUCUCAUGAUGGUUCAACAGCAAGGGAUUAUUUUGUAAAAUAUUUUAAUUCACCUCAAGGAUCAGUACCAUGGCAAUAUGAAAAAAUAUAAAUUUGUAUAAAAUCAAAAUGCUAUGACUCAAGAAAAAAAUUAUUUUUGUAUUCGAUUUUACUUUAAAAUAAACGUAGGUCAAGCUCCUGUAUGAAGUGUAUUAAUCAUUAAAACCAUUCAAUAAAUAUACCAACACUUUUAAACUGCUUUCUUUUUCAUAACUAAAUUCUCCUUAACAUCAGUACCUAUUCUUCGAAUAAUAAAAUAGUUUCACAAAAAGGGUAACAACCCAGCAGUCAUGUCUUAAACCUCCUAUAUUUUCAUUUAAGUGUGCUCACCU
This is a messenger RNA of Eupeodes corollae, 1738 nucleotides long. RefSeq lists its product as uncharacterized. The coding region runs from base 277 to 1458 and encodes 393 amino acids. The transcript is spliced from 2 exons. The record is from RefSeq and is a predicted model, not a curated record. NCBI's taxonomy places the organism in Eukaryota, Metazoa, Arthropoda, Insecta, Diptera, Syrphidae.